AUGCAGAGGCUGACAGAGAAAGCAGAGCAGGAGAAGCUGCGCAUGGAGCAGUGCGCCUCUGAGCUGCGGAGGACCAUCUCGGAGCUGGGAGAACUGGUCCGGGAGACAAAGAAGAGGGAGAGGUUGCUGGUGUUGUACCCAGACCUUCAUGUCCCUAUGGAGGCACACUUUGAAGGGACCAGGGACGUCAUGGAAGACAUGGGGAAGCAGCUCCGGGCCAACAACAUCCGGAUCAGCGUCCUGGAGGAGGAGAACACGCGGCAGCGCGCUGCCCUGGCCAAGAUGGAGGAGGCAACGCUACUACGGGAAGAAACAAAGGGUCCCAUGGCGGCCGGCAUUCCAGGGGAGUGGCGAUGCGGCACCCUCCCGUCACGCCACCCGGAAGCGCGGUCAGGUGGGACACGGCGCAGUCAGCAGCAUCAGCCGCCAUCGCCACUGCCUCCCAAAGGACCUUGGGCAACCCUCAGCAAAGCCAUCUUUCAAGGGAGGCUGCCUACCAAGCCACCACGUUUACCUUUGCGUACAGAGGAUGUGUCCUAG
Molecule: messenger RNA, 540 nt
Organism: Sceloporus undulatus (fence lizard)
Lineage: Eukaryota; Metazoa; Chordata; Lepidosauria; Squamata; Phrynosomatidae
Gene: CCDC157
Product: coiled-coil domain containing 157
Exons: 3
Coding region: 1-540 (179 amino acids)
Source: RefSeq, a predicted model, not a curated record